CGCUCCCGGCCCCGCUCCCGGCCCCGCUCCUGGCCCCGCUCCUCUCCCAGCCCGCGGCAGCGCAGGCGGCUCUGCGGGCCCCGGAGCCGCGGGAGAAGUGCAAACAUGGCAUCCAUGGAAGAAAACUUUCCUCGAGGUGGCACCCAGAAAAAACCCACGGAGGGCAAAACAGCCAAACCGAAGAUAGAACAGGACAACUUGUUUGACAUCCAUCAUGAAGAAAAAACACAGAAAAGAAAACGGAGUCAAGGAGAUCAAGGAAAGCAGAAGAAGAAGUUCAAGCCGGACAAAAAAAACACUUCUAAAGACAAUGCUAUAAAUUUUGAACCACUCACGGUUGAGGCGCUCUGUGAGGGGAUGCUGCUUCUUGGUUGUAUAAAAGAGGUCAAUGAAUUCGAAUUAGUUGUCAGCUUGCCCAGCGGACUUUCUGGCUUUGUCCCAGUGACACAGAUUGGUGAUGCCUACAGCAAGAUGCUGAGUGAACAAGUGGCUGAAGGAGAGCUCCCGGAGGACUUGAACUCUCUCUCGGACAUGUAUUCUCCAGGGACAUUGGUCAGAUGCAUUGUGACCAGUGUUGAGAAAAGUGCUGAUGGACAUCAGAGUAUCAGAUUGUCAAUCAACCCCAAAAAGGUCAAUAAGGGUCUGAAUGCUUCAACACUAACAUCAGGCAUGCUGCUCUCUGGCCUAGUGUCUAGUGUGGAAGACCAUGGAUACCUCAUUGAUAUUGGAGUCAGUGGGACUAAUGCAUUCCUACCUCGUCAGAAAGCCCGAAGUUACAUCAAAUUAGUCAAGAAAGGGCCUGAUUUGAAGAUAGGCCAAAACCUGAACUGUGUCAUUGAGGAAGUAAAGAACAAGGGAAGAAUUGUUCGUUUGUCCAUUGAUCGGUCAGAAGUUGCUGCAUCCAUCGCAACAGAACGACAGAACUGGACGCUUUCUAACUUACUGCCAGGGCUGGUGGUAAAAGCUCGAGUGCAGAAGGUGACCCCAUUGGGGAUCACUCUGAGCUUUCUGUCUUCGUUCACUGGCAUUGUGGAGUUCAUGCACAUGGACCCAAAGAAAUCCGUGAGCUACUCUCCAAAUCAAGUGGUGAAAGCUUGCAUCCUCUCCAUUCACCCCAUCUCCAAGGUGGUGCGGCUUACUCUACGGCAGGCCUUCCUCCACCCUGGAGGAUCCCCAAACCAGCUCUCCAGUGAUCGCAUGGGGGCAGUGGUGGAGGAGUCGACAGUGAAGGUCUUCUUCAAGCAGUUUGGUGCCAUCUUUGAACUUGAUGAUGGCAGCCUUGCGUUUGCACGGCUGAAACACCUUUCAAAAACCAGGAAGUCCUUUAAACCUGCAGCAUUUAAGACUGGAUCUAAACACAAAUGCCGGAUAAUUGACUACAGCUUGAUGGAUGAGAUGUGUAUUUUAUCCCUGAAGUAUCAAAUUAUCGAAGCUCAGUUUCUGCAAUAUCAAGAUGUCCACACUGGGGAUGUGGUGAAGGGUAAAGUAUUAGCUCUGAAACCCAUCGGGAUGCAGGUGAAAGUGACUGAUGGGAUUAAAGGGCUUGUGCCCUCCAUGCAUCUUGCUGAUAUGAUCCUGAAGCAGCCUGAGAAGAAGUACAACAUGGGUGAUGAAGUCAAGUGUCGGGUGCUAGAGUGCAGACCUGCAGAAAGGAAGCUAAUCCUUACUCUGAAGAAAACUCUUGUCCAGUCAAAGCUUCCAGUCCUUUCUAAUUAUGAAGAGGCAAAACCAGGUCUGAUCACGCAUGGCUUUGUGGUGUGCGCCAGAGAGUUUGGCUGCAUUGUGAAGUUCUACAAUGAUGUCAAAGGUCUAGUACCCAAGAAUGAGCUGAGCUCAGAGCCCAUAUCUUGUCCAGAAGAAGUCUUUCAUGAAGGCCAGGUUGUCAAAGUAAUGGUCUUAAAAUGUGAACCCCAGCAGGAAAGACUGCUGCUGUCCUUCAGGUUAACAAGCAAGCCUGGCCCUGAGCAUAAAAGAGAACAUACUGCGAAGAAGAACCAGCAAGUGAAAUAUGAAAUAGGAGAGAUGCUUGAUGUGAAAGUCUUGAAGAAGAAAGAGAAUGGGCUAGAAGUUUCCAUCUUGGAAGAUGAAGGCAAAGUGAUUGCCUCACUUCCCACAGUGCAUCUCUCAGACUCUGUUGCUAACUGCAAGCUCCUGUGGCAUUGCCUUCAAGAGGGAGAUGUCCUGCCCAGAGUUAUGUGCCUAAGUGACAAGGGAGAUCAUAUUAUCUUGAGCAGAAAGUCUGCCGUGAUUUCUGCUGUACAGGAGGAGCAAGUGGUGAGAAGCUUCUCUGAAAUCCAGUCUGGAAUGCUUCUGACUGGUUAUGUGAGGAAUGUGAUGCCUUUUGGAGUGUUUGUGGAGUUUCCUUUUGGCCUAACAGGAUUGGCACCCAAAAUGAGCAUGAGUGACAAGUUUGUGACAGACACCAAGGACCACUUUGUGGUGGGACAGACUGUGAUUGCAAAGGUGAUGAGCAUUGAUGAAGAGAAGCAGCGUGUGCUCCUCAAUCUGAAGGUGUCAGAGUGCAGCUCAGGCAAUUCUGCUGUGGAGAGCUUUGCUCUGCUGAGUCAAUACUUCAAGGAAAUGAAAGAAAUCAGGAACUUGUUGAAAAGAAGAGGGGAGUCCAGCACGGCCCAAAGCCUUUGUGAAUUGAUGCCUGGGAAGGAGCUGCAGCUGGUUGUUCAGGAUGUGAAGGAGGAUGGCUCAGCACUGUUCAGCAGCAGUAGUGUCACAGGCUUGACUGUAACAGCCACUCGGUACCAUUUAGGAGACAAAAGUAUUGUUCCUGGUGAGAAAGCCAAAGUGUUGGUUCUUCAUGUAGAUGCCCUCACAUCCAUGGUGUAUGUUUCCCUUCGAGAAGAACUGUUAAAACAAAGAGCCAAGCAACGUCUCAUGGAGAACUCCCAGCACUCUGCCAUUGUGCAACACAUAGCAGAAGAGUUUGCUGUCAUCUCUUUGUUGGAAACAGGCCAGCUGGCUGCUAUCCCCAUAGCCUCUCACUUCAAUGACACCUUCCGUUUUGACUCAGAAAAACUAAAGGUGGGACAGACAGUCUCUGUGACGUUAAAAACAGUGAAGGGGAAUGACCAUGGAGUCUUGCUAGCAGUGCAAGACCCAACAAAGAAGAAUGUUUUUGUAAGGAUUCGGAAAGAGUCUGAGACAGCAUUAGAAGAGACACUUCCUGCUGUGAAACACUCACUUUCCCUGGGGGAUAUUGUUAGUGGUACUGUUAAGUCUGUCAAACCUACCCAUGUCACAGUUGCUAUUGAUGACAAGCUGACGGGUUCAAUCCAUGCGUCACGAAUCUUGGAUGAAGUGCCUAUAGACUCUUUUCCAACAUACACUCUGAAAGCUGGACAGAAGGUCACUGCCCGGGUCAUUGGAGGCAGAGAUGUGAAUACUCACAGGUACCUACCCAUCACCCAUCCACACUUCACGCGGUCCAUUCCAGAGCUCAGCAUUCGACCAAGUGAAUUGGAAGGGAAAGUGACAACAAUGCUGAACCAUAAAGGAGAGAAUGCCCUCAAGAAAUGUGGACUCUACAAAGUUGGGCAGACAGUGACAUGUUUUGUUAAGAAGUAUAACACCCUCAAAAACUGGCUGGAGGUAGAAGUCGCACCUGACAUUCGAGGAAGAGUUCCUCAUCUACUGCUGUCUCUCAGCACCAAGGUUUUAAAGCACCCAGAAAAGAACUUCAAAAAUGGCCAGGCAUUAUCUGCUACGGUGACUGGAAUGGAUGUCACCGAAACCAACCUCUGCUUGUCGCUUACAGGAAUUCAGUCGCUGGAGCAGGGCAUCAUCACUGUAGGCAUGGUGGCAAAGGUGACUCCACAUGUUGGCUUGACCAUCACACUGCCCGGAGGGAAGACUGGUAAAGUCAGUAUCUUUCACCUGAGUGAUACAUACGCAGAGAAGCCUCUGGGUGACUUCAAAAUUGGCAAGAUUGUCAGGUGUUACAUCCUUUCCAAUGAGAAUGGCAAAAUCCAGUUAUCUCUCCGGCAGUCCAGGCUAAAUCCAAAGAGCAACAACAAAGUGGAAGAUGCUGAAAUAACAUGCAUUAAGGAUGUUAAAAAAGGCCAGCUAGUGCGGGGCUAUGUCAAAUCAGUCACUCCAUCAGGUGUAUUCUUUGGCCUGUCCGCUUCUCUUCUGGGUCGAAUCUUGUUCCAGAACGUUUCCCCUUACUUUGUACAGAAACACUCCUUAUAUGAGAGAUACCUACCUGAAGGAAAGCUGCUUACUGCCAAGGUCCUUGGUGUAAAUAGAGAAGAAAACCAUGUUGAACUUUCUCUUCUGCCUGAGGACACUGGGAUGCCAAGCAUCUUGCCCGAAUCCCUAGGCUUACCACGCUAUGAUGCAGAAGAAGAGAGAGAAGAGAGGGAGAAGAGAGAUGAGCUCAAGAAGCUGAAGACAAAACGAAGAAGAGGGAGCUCUGAAAUCGAGCAGGAGACAAAGCCAAAAAAAAAGAAGAUCCGCCUAGCAGAUGAAAAUGAUAGUGGAAUUGAGGUGUAUUGCCGGGAGGAGGAAGAGGAUGACCAGGAAGAAGAAGAGUCAGCUAAAAAGAAAUCUAAGAUACAGAAACGCAAUGAGGCUCCCAGACUGCAGAUUUCCACUGGUUUCACCUGGGAUGAAGACAUGAACACAGUAGAUAUGCCGGUGCUGAGUCAGAAGGAGAGUUCAGAGAGUGAAGACGAGGAGGAGGACCUUCAGUCUAAGCCGAAAAAACAAACAAAGAAGGAGAAGGAGCUGGAGAAGGAGAAGAUGGAGAAGGAGCUCUGCAAAUUAGAGGCUGCCCUAAUGGACCCCACUCGACAGCCUCAGACAGCAGAUGAUUUUGACCGCCUUGUGUUGAGCAGUCCCAACAGCUCCAUCCUCUGGCUACAGUAUAUGGCCUUCCACCUUCAGGCCACAGAGAUAGAGAAGGCCAGAGCUGUGGCUGAGAGAGCGCUUAAAACUAUUUCCUUUAGGGAAGAGCAAGAGAAACUAAAUGUCUGGGUAGCUCUGCUGAACCUGGAGAACAUGUAUGGCACUGAGGAGACACUGAUGAAGGUCUUUGAGAGAGCUGUUCAGUACAAUGAGCCUCUGAAAGUCUUCCAGCAUCUGUGUGACAUCUAUGCCAAUUCUGAGAAGUACAAGCAAGCAGAAGAGCUGUACCACACAAUGCUGAAGCGUUUCCGUCAGGAGAAGUCUGUGUGGCUGAAGUAUGCCACCUUCCUCCUCAAACAGGGCCAAACUGAUGCUACGCACAGACUUUUGGAGCGUGCUCUUAAGGCUUUGCCCACCAAAGAACAUGUGGAUGUUAUUUCAAAGUUUGCACAGCUCGAGUUUCGCCUUGGGGAUCCAGAACAUGCUAAGGCCCUUUUUGAGAGCACUCUCAGCAGCUAUCCUAAGCGUACAGACAUCUGGUCCAUCUACAUGGACAUCAUGAUCAAACAUGGCAGCCAGAAGGAAGUACGGGACAUCUUUGAGAGGGUCAUACACCUGAGCUUGGCACCCAAGAGGAUGAAAUUCUUCUUUAAACGCUACCUGGAUUAUGAAAAGAAAUUUGGUACAACAGAAAGUGUUCUGGCUGUUAAAACAGCAGCACUGGAGUAUGUGGAGGCCAAGAGUUCCCUUGCUGAGAGCUAAAAUACUAAGCAAGUAAAACAACAGAGACUGUUCUCCUUGUGGCAUUGGAACCAAGAAGUGUGGAAUUCAAUUGUGGGUGUCCAUGGACAGUGAGUUUCCUGAGAGUGUAGGACCAAACUGGAAGAACAAACCAUCUAAAGAAAAAAUCCGAUAAAUGCUUGCAGCUUUGUCCAGCUGUUACAGAUUAGCCUAGUCUCUUGAUGACUUUGAAGCUAGUUAUUUAAGUAUAAACUAUUUUAUAAUCAAUUUGAACAUUGACCCUACCUGUUCUGCCUUCCUAUGGAAAUAGUGCAGUUGUGGCCCCCUAUUUUUAAGUACAGUGAUCUCCUAUAAAUUCAUUUCUCCCUCUGUCAAAUGGCAGAAAAGAUUCUCGCCUUUUGUCUGAAAUCAGUAUUUCAGAAGAUUUGUCUCAAGUGCCUUUGUGCUGCCAGCAGCUGGCGGAACAACAUGGAAUCACAGAAUGGUUGAGGUUGGAAGGUACCUCUGGAGAUCUAGUCUCACCGCCUUGCUCAAAGCAGGGUCAGCUAGAGCAAGUUGUCCGGAACACCAUGUCCUGUUGGGUUUUGAAUAUCUCCAGGGAUGGAGAUGCCACAGCCUCUUUGGGUAACCUGUUCCAGUGUUCAGUCACCCUUACAGUAAAGUUUUUUAUUAGGUUUAAACAGAA
This is a messenger RNA of Rhea pennata, 6286 nucleotides long. RefSeq names its product programmed cell death 11 (gene PDCD11). Lineage: Eukaryota; Metazoa; Chordata; Aves; Rheiformes; Rheidae. The coding region runs from base 106 to 5622 and encodes 1838 amino acids. The transcript has 36 exons. Gene Ontology annotation, biological process: rRNA processing. Gene Ontology annotation, molecular function: RNA binding; protein binding. The record is from RefSeq and is a predicted model, not a curated record. Gene Ontology annotation, cellular component: small-subunit processome; nucleolus; nucleus.